GGGGCUGCAUCGGCUUCUUCCGAGCCAAGCUGAAAGGGUUUGGGUAUCCGGCCUUGUCCGCCCCUACAGCGCCCAGUGGGCGGCCUGGACCCAACUCCCCUGGCCUAGCCGCGCCAAAGGAGUUGCUUCUGACUUUCCUCCGUUUUACUUUCCUUCCCUUCCUGAAGCUGGGUCCUUACGUCCACCACGGCGGAGUCUCCGGACGCCGGAGUCGAAUGUCCUGGAGAGUAACCGGAAGUACUGUGCCCAGGCCUAGGGGCGGCGCCUGCGGCUGCCAGGGAGAGGGAAGAAUUGAGUAUUAAGAAUAGUUCUGAACUAGAGACCUUGUGAAGCCAAAAGGAAGACAAUCUUGAGUCUUUCUUGUUAUGAAUGCUAUUGCCCUUGAGAAAUCACAUUCUAAAGACCAGGAAGUAAAUGUUUUCUUCCAUGUGGGUUCUAGGAAAUAAAGAGUGAAUUUGCCAUAACUGAGAUGAGGUGGAGUAGACCUUGAGUUCAGCCCUGGGGAUUGGAAAUACCAAGUAAGAAAUUAGUAUAUAUGAUGCUGGAAACUCAUGGAAACUUGGAAAUAUCAAGUAAGGAAUUAGGAUAUAUGAUGCUGGAUGCUCGUGACUGAAAGGCCUGAAACAGAUGUAUCUUCCAAAUUCUUAUCAAGAAAAUGACUGUGAAGGCAAUGAUGGGUCAAGAAGACCAGUGGAAAACUCCUUAGGAGAGAGCCAUAGAAAAUGUACACUUCAGAAGAGAAAUGUAAUCAGAGAACUCAAAAAAGGAAAAUAUAUCAUGUAUGCCCUCGGAAGGGUAAAAAGAUUUUUAUUCAUGUGCAUGAGAUUACUCAAAUAGGUGAUCAGAUAUACCAGUGCCUUGAAUGCAAGCAAAACUUCUGUGAAAACUUAGCUCUUAUUAUGUGUGAGAGAACCUACACUGGGGAGAAACCUUAUAGAUGUGAUAUGUGUGAGAAAACCUUUGUCCAAAGCUCAGAUCUUAUUUCACACCAGAGGAUCCACAAUUAUGAGAAACCUUAUAAAUGUAGCAAGUGUGAGAAGAGCUUUUGGCACCACUUAGCCCUUUCAGGACACCAGAGAACACAUGCAGGUAAAAAAUUCUAUACAUGUGACAUUUGUGGCAAGAAUUUUGGUCAGAGUUCUGAUCUGCUUGUCCACCAGCGAAGCCAUACAGGCGAGAAACCCUAUCUAUGUAGUGAGUGUGAUAAAUGCUUUAGUAGAAGUACAAACCUCAUAAGGCACCGAAGAACUCACACAGGUGAAAAACCAUUUAAGUGUCUGGAGUGUGAAAAAGCUUUUAGUGGGAAAUCAGAUCUUAUUAGCCACCAGAGAACUCACACUGGUGAAAGGCCCUACAAAUGUAAUAAGUGUGAAAAAAGUUACCGACACCGUUCAGCCUUCAUUGUACAUAAAAGAGUUCAUACUGGGGAGAAACCCUAUAAGUGUGGUGCCUGUGAAAAAUGCUUUGGGCAGAAAUCAGACCUAAUUGUGCACCAGAGAGUCCACACAGGGGAGAAGCCUUAUAAAUGUUUGGAAUGUAUGAGAAGUUUUACUCGGAGUGCCAAUCUAAUUAGGCACCAGGCAACUCACACUCAUACUUUUAAAUGCCUUGAAUAUGAGAAAAACUUCAACUGUAGCUCAGACCUUAUAGUGCAUCAAAGAAUUCACAUGGAAGAGAAGCCACACCAGUGGUCUGCUUGUGAGAGUGGCUUCCUCUUAGGUAUGGAUUUUGUUGCUCAACAGAAAAUGAGAACUCAGACUGAAGAGCUACAUUAUAAAUACAGUGUAUGUGAUAAGACCUUCCACCAGAGCUCAGCCCUUCUUCAACAUCAGACAGUACACAUUGGUGAAAAACCAUAUAUCUGUAAUAUGAGUGAGAAAGAUAUUGAGCUCAGCCCUCCCCAUGCAUCAGAAGCUUCUCAGAUGUCUUAACCAGACAAAUUAUAAUACCAUAAAAAUGUAUUUACAUGUCAGAGAACUCAUUAAGAUGAAGACCCCUAGGGAAAUCUCAGACUUAUCACAGAGCUCAGAAUUCAGUGGGAACCAGAAACCCUACAAUUGUGGGAAAUAUGAGAAGUGCUUGCCCAGAGAGCUGCCCUAACAGAAUACCUUAUCAUUUACUCUAAUGACAAACUCUACAGAUGCCUGGAGUUUUAGAAAAACUUCAUCACUCAUAAGAGGAGUCAGCACAGGUGAGAAAUCUUACAAAUGCAGUGAGAUUAGAGAGCUUGCUAGCAAAGUUCUGUCCGCCUCAUUGUAAGAGAAUUCACAUCAGAGAACAACUUCUAAAAUGCCUUCUGUGUCAACAGUGCUUCAGACAAUAUGCACAUCUCAUUGGACUUCAGAAAAGCUACCCUGGGAAGAAAGUCCACCAACUGUGAAAAAAGCUUCUAAACAGAACUCUAUCUGACCCAUUAGAGAAGCCAUACUGGUGAAAAAUUGUAUAUUUGUCUCAAGUGUGGCAAAAGCAUUAGUCGGAGAGCCUUAGUGGGAUUUGCACCUCCCCCUCAAAGAAAAAGUCUGAGGAAAGACUUUUAACAAGUGUCUGAAUGAAAGAAACUUGUCAGUGAUCAGCUCUUGUGGUACAUCAGGGAACUCACAUAAGUGAAAAACCCUGUAAAUACCUUGAGUCUGAAAAAAGCUUUGCUAGAAGCUCCUAUCUUAUUGGGCCCCAAAGAACCCUUUCUGCUAAGAAGUUUGCUCUAGUGAUAGAGUCGAUUCUGAGUGAGAAUCUGUGUACAUAAAAUAUGUAUGAGAAGAACUGUUCUCAUAGUUGACCCAUAUAGUAGAAAUGACUUGAAAUGGACUCAGUAUGGUAAUAGAUUUUGUAGAUACCCAGAAGCUUGUUCUGGGAGGAGGUAGGGCAGGUCAGAGUAGACCUGAUGGGUAACUCAGGUAAAGAUGCUUUUCUUUUAUCUGAACCACUUAAUUAUUGCUUUACUUUCACUUUUUUAAAUUCAAAAAUCCAAUAAAGGGAAGGACUGUAACCUUGUGAUAGGUGUGACAUGUGUUACUGUUGGGGGAAAGGAGUAUAUUGACUUUGCCUCUUUUUGUUUUUUUGCCCUUCGCUAGAAUGUAAUUAGUGUAUCAGUGGUAACAUUGAAAUUUUUUGUAGAACAAAAAGGCUAAGGAGAAGUUAUCCUAGAUUAAAACUCUCUCAAUAGUCUCCCCUUUGCAGGACCAGCCCCAUAAAGAAGCAAAAUACUCAGCUUUUUACUUAGUAUGAGUUGAAGUAAAUCCUUGAAAAUUUCCUUUCCCCUCAAAUAUCUUUCAUGUUAUAAAUGGUAUUUGAAAUUUUGAUUUUAGAGAUUUUUUUCUUCAAAAUGCAAAUUCCAGGAUAAUGAUGAUAAUGUUGUUAGCAUCCGUAUUUUUGUGACUUCACCUACCAUCUCUUUCGGUGAUAGACACCCACAGUAAGCUCCUAGCAAAAUGGCUAGGGAAAGACUGAAAUAAAGUUUAAGCCUGAGUGGGCACAGUAAGAAACACAUGCUGAUGCACUAUUAGUAGAAAAACAAGACUAUUAUUACGAUUUUGAGUGACUCCAAACCUGGUAUUCUUUUCACUCCAUCAUCUUGCUGUUUAUAGCAAUUCAAGGCCCCCUAAUGAUACAUCUUUCAUUAAUUUUGCUUCUGCCAAGGAAAGACAGAAUACUUUUUACACAGGGAAAGGACUGCAAUAACCACAGUACAAGGUGUAUAUUCUAAAUGCUACAAGGGAAAAGUAGUUGGCAGAGUGACAAGAGAUUUAAAGAUAAGCACUUCAGUUUAAUUGGGAUAAAUAUGAUGGUCUUUAACAUUGUCCGGAAUUACUAAUAAUUCUAGGGAUCUAUCCGUCACUUCUUAGUUUUUUUCUUCCCUCAGAUUAAAAGACAUUUCAUACAAGUUAUUUAGAUUCCUACAGUAUUCAGAACUCUGUAGAUUGGAUGAAUAAAUAUUUUGUUAGUUUGAAUUCUCUGGUUUGGGUUUGAUUUAUCUUAGCAGAUCCCUAAACUCCAGAGACCACUGCAUUUGGAUUCAUGGAGUUGAGCAACUGCUACACUGCUACUUUAUGUAUAGCUCUUAAGAUUUGAUCCUCAUAAUUCAUUUUUGAUAAUCAUGAUAAUCUUAGACUCAGUGAAUAUUAGCUUAUAGUGAUAAUAAGGAAUCUGAUUCUAGGGUACUUUUUUCUUUUAGAAAACAGAUCCUGGAAGUUUAUUUGAUCUGACAUGUUUCAGUAAUUUUUAAAAAUAGCUCUUGUACCAUGAAAAGUUGCCCAUUGUGAUAAACCACACAAGAUGUAUUAUUUUUCUUUUUAGUGAAAAUCAUGCCUAUCACUGGUAUAUGUUUCACAAUUGUAAUACUUAAAAUAGUAUUGGGUGUCAGGCAUGGUGGUGAUGAAACUUAGUCCUAUGGCUACUUGUUAAUCAUUAGAGAACUUGGAGAAGGGAACAAAGUUGGUAUCAUUAGCAGGGCAGUGACUUGCCCCCUCUUUCAACUAAUCUUACUGGUAAUUGUUUCUAGUCUUUAAUUAAUGAUGGACUAGCCCUCAAACAGAGAACUUUGGGGGUAUGAAAUAGGUCUGAGGGCUUUUAACCAUGGGAGAAAAAGGUGUUGGUAUUAUUCAUAUGUUAAUAGCAUGACCUGAGGUUGGAGAGGACCACUUGGGAGCCUGUAGCCAAAACUAGAAGGUAACUUCUGGAAUGGAUGGAGGUUCCCUUUAAGCAGUGCCAACCUAAAUCUACCUCAGGUAAGUAGUUAAGUAACUUUUUCAAGAUUUCAGACCAAACAAGACAACUUGUAUUCUGUUGAUGUAUUCCUAUACUUUAAUGUUUUUGUUUGCCCUUAAUUCUUAAAUAAACAUUUGUUCUGAAAAACU
This is a messenger RNA of Nycticebus coucang (slow loris), 4853 nucleotides long. It is a transcript of the gene ZNF322, whose product is annotated as zinc finger protein 322. Lineage: Eukaryota; Metazoa; Chordata; Mammalia; Primates; Lorisidae. The record is from RefSeq and is a predicted model, not a curated record. Gene Ontology annotation, molecular function: RNA polymerase II cis-regulatory region sequence-specific DNA binding; DNA-binding transcription factor activity, RNA polymerase II-specific. Gene Ontology annotation, biological process: regulation of transcription by RNA polymerase II. The transcript has 5 exons. Bases 723 to 1931 code for a protein of 402 amino acids.